Molecule: messenger RNA, 456 nt
Organism: Perkinsus marinus ATCC 50983
Lineage: Eukaryota; Perkinsozoa; Perkinsida; Perkinsidae
Product: Small nuclear ribonucleoprotein Sm D3, putative
Exons: 4
Coding region: 1-360 (119 amino acids)
Biological process (GO): spliceosomal snRNP assembly; RNA processing
Cellular component (GO): commitment complex; catalytic step 2 spliceosome; U4 snRNP
Molecular function (GO): RNA binding
Source: RefSeq, a predicted model, not a curated record
AUGGCUGCUGUCGGUAUUCCCAUCAAGUUACUUCACGAGUCGGUUGGUCACACAGUCACUGUGGAGAUGCAAACGGGCGAGCUGUAUAGAGGGCAUCUGAUCCACACUGAGGAUAACAUGAACCUCCUCAUUGCGGAGGUGGUAGUAACGAGGAGGGACGGGAAGCAGACAAGUCUGGAGCAGGCCUACAUCCGUGGCUCCAAAAUACGUUACAUAGUCGUUCCAGACAACCUUCGGUAUGCUCCUAUGUUCAAGCCUAGGAGGCAGGGUGCAGGUUCGGGCUGGGGUAGUUUGAACGCCCCUGGGGCCAAGGGCAAAGGAGGUAAGGGUAAGGGUGGCAAGGGCAAGGGGAGGUUCUAGUGCCUUCGUCCUCGCUGACGUCGUCUUUAACAUCGACCUCACUUAGAAGCAGUAGGAGCCGACAUAGUAUUGUAAAGCUUUUCUGAGGUCAUCGUC